This is a messenger RNA of Penicilliopsis zonata CBS 506.65, 648 nucleotides long. RefSeq lists its product as hypothetical. The record is from RefSeq and is a predicted model, not a curated record. NCBI's taxonomy places the organism in Eukaryota, Fungi, Ascomycota, Eurotiomycetes, Eurotiales, Aspergillaceae. Bases 1 to 648 code for a protein of 215 amino acids. The transcript is spliced from 2 exons.
AUGAAGUCCUCGGUUUUGAUCCUGGCGGGUGGUCUGGCUGCCCUCGCAAACGCCCAGUCUGCGUGCCAGUCGCUCGCAUCUGCCAUCCCAUCCUGUGGUACGGCCUGUAUUAUUUCUGCCGCCUCCGCCGUCGGCUGUGCCAGCACCGACUACGACUGCCAAUGCAGCAGCUCCGCCUUUUCAGCCAUCAAUUCGGCCGCCCUCGGCUGCGUGGUGAGCUCCUGCGGCGCCGUCACAGGUCUGGAGGUCCAGUCCUCUGCUGAAGCCAUCUGCUCCUGCGCCGCGACCGCUGCUUCCAACUCCGCCACCACCACCGCGGCCUCCGGCUCUACGGCCUCGGCCACCACGGGCUCCAGCGGCAGCGCCGCGACUUCUUCAUCCUCGGGAAGCGGCGCCGCUCCGGGUUCCUCCAGCGGCAGCUCGGGGGCUUCCUCCACAGGCUCCUCGACUGGUGCUAGCUCCACCAAGUCGGGCUCGUCCUCGACCACCUCCGGGUCUUCUUCUUCCUCUUCCUCUUCCUCUUCCGCCGCUGGCUCUGGCUCGUCGUCGGCGGCUGCUUCUUCAACAGCUGCCAGCGGUGCUGGCGCUGUUGUCAGUUCGUCUGGUACCUUGCUCGGUGCUCUGCUUGCUGUCCUUGCAGCUCUGUAA